Molecule: messenger RNA, 3274 nt
Organism: Spirodela intermedia
Lineage: Eukaryota; Viridiplantae; Streptophyta; Magnoliopsida; Alismatales; Araceae
Source: the annotation of a GenBank genome assembly
AUGGCCGCUUCCUAUAUUGGGGGUUCCCUCCACGACCUUAACGCGGUGGACGGUCCUUCGGGCGAUAUCGAGGGCAUCAGCGACGUGGAGCGGGAUGCAAUCACAGAAGGUAGCCUGGAUAACGACGAAGAAUCCACAUCAGUUGUGAGUUGUCUUCUCCUUGUUCUAUUCUAACCCCCAUCAUUUUUACUUCCUCGAUUUUUCUGCACUGAGUUCUGCCAAGUUUUGAAGAUUUUUUCUUCCGACUAUGGCUAUUGGAAGUUGGGUUUGAUUAUCAAGUUGAUGAAUUUUUGUUCUAUCAAUGCUAAUGCAGUCAUUUUUUCACGGUUGAUCUAUCGCUGAAUUCGCCUUCAGAUUACUAGUUUCGCCGACCGCUUUUUUGGGUAAUAAGGGUUCGUUCCAUCUCCCAGGAUUGCAUACACGAAUCAUACAGCAACUCUUUACCUGUUCAUGGUGCCGAGGUGGAGGACGAUCGCUCUGGCCUCGAGAACAGUGGCGAAUCUUCGAGAUCCCCUUCCAACAUGCUGACUAUUGAUGGUUAUGUCUACAGUUUCUUCUCUCUUCCUGCAGUGGUUUACUUCUCUGUCAGAAUUUGCAGUCUUCUUCUUUCUAUGUCUUCUGAACUGGAUGCUAUGUGUUGAACGUCAGAUGUUGUGCCCAUCGAGACCGCUCGAGCUAGGUUCUUGCAAGUUGUUGUUGAUCAUUUUCUUCGUGAUCACGUGGUGGAAGUGGUUCAAGCUUAUGAAGCUGAAUAUAAUGGCGGGUAUGACAAGGUUAGCAAGAGAAAGUCAAGGGAAGUCCAGUAUGAAGGUGAUCCUAGGUUUGUCCUUCCUUUGAUGUAUGUGGCCAAUUUGUAUGAGACCCUGGUCAAUGAUGCGAAUGCUCGGCUUGCAUCAUUGGCGGGGGUUCGCGAGAAGACUAUUGGGGUUGCCCUUGAAGCAGCUGGUGGGCUAUAUAGAAGGUUAGCAAAAAAGUUUCCGAGAAAAGGUAUGGCCUAGUGCAGUUAUGUUUUCUGCGAAAAAUAACAACUUGACAUGUUGAUGAUGGGAGAUUGUGUCUUUUUUUUUUUUUUUGGUUCUUCCAGGGCCUUAUGGCUUUAAAAGAAGAGAGUUGGCAACUUCUCUUGAAACAAGGGCGAGAUUUCCCGAAUUAGUACAAGAAGAAAAACGUGUCCGUUUCGUAGUGGUCAAUGGUCUUGUCAUUGUUGAGAAGCCAAUUAGCAUGCCUAUUGAGGAUGCCGAAUGGUAAUAUUAUAUUUUCUGUUACUUUUAACAUUGGUCAUUAUUGAGCUUUGAUUGCAUCAUAAUCCUCUUCGCAUUCAGAUCUAUAUUAAGCUCAAUAAGGAAUAUUUCAGUAUAGUGAAAAAAUAUUAAAUGGGUUGGUGCUUGGGUAGUAGAACUGUAACUUGGUGUCUGAUGCACCUACCAAUUGUAAAUCAUAUGGUAAAUAAUGCCUUGUGUCAAUUUGACAAUCUAGCCUGUUGAAUGAAUGAGGAUAAUAAUGUUUCGAAGGGCUACCUCUCUGAAGCAUACACUUCGCAAAUCUUUGUUUCCUCUAUACCUAGAGAACGGAUUCUUUUGCAAAAUAGAAGGAACAAAGGAAAUAUCCACCGAUGAACCCCCGGUUAGGAUGGACCAAGUUGUCUGUAUCUCAUGAUACACGCAUGCAUCUCGUGAAGACUGAUUCUUGAGAAACCCAGUUCUUUGGGGUGAUGUUCGGGCUGGCAUCCCUCCGGGGAAAGACUGCACUUGCCAUGGCUAAUCCCUGUAACAGACAGUUCAUUGAAGUUGGACCUGUAACAAACAGUUUUAUGUUAAAAAGGUAAAACUGUAUUUCUUAUGCACUCAAUUGCAUUCUCUUCCACUUUGGUUUCGGGAUUUGUUGCAGCUCUAAAUUAUGAGAACAAGUUCCUUUUUUUUUGUACACUUUUCCAAAAUAAUGUUGUGCAGCCCACGUCAAUCUAAAUUCUCCAGAAUAAGUUGAAAUAUCUCACUUCUCUUAGGAUUACUGCCUCCUGAGAGGUGGUAUUUGUGUGCUAUUUGAUAGCAUUAUCUAUCAUCUUAUCGCCCCAUGUGUGCCCAAUAGCUAUGAUGAUUAAAAGUUGCUUAUUACGAUAUUUAUUAUUCCUCAUAACUUACACUUUAAUCAGAUUUCAACAAGGUCAAUUAUUUAAGUUUUGUGGAACACGCUGUGGAAAUGAAGACUGCAGCUCAGUAGGGGGAAGGAAUAAACAAAACCCUUUCUAGGUUAUAAAUACUUGAUUUGUAUAAUUUUAUUUCUGGGUUAUGUUUCUAUGUAUUAUUGGUGCUUAUUAGUAUAGUUCUGAUGUAAUUUUGCGUUCAGCAUUCUGAUAUUAAGCUUAAUCCAGGUUCAAACGCUUGACUGGAAGGGGUGAAGCAUCUAUCUCAGAAAGGGAUUACAAGUUUUAUUCUCCUCGCCACAAGUUCAGGCGUGCUCCAUCACAAGCUGUUUCAAAUCUUCUUGAGACUCCAGUAAGUUUUGCACACUAUUCAUAAGAAAAUGGGGAUAUGAGUUGGGAAAAUGAAUGUUUUUUCUUCCGUCACAAUAUCUCUUCUUCUUUUAUUUUCUUCUCUUUAUUUCCCCCUAUGUGGGCAAGUGAAAAAUGUCCCAGAUUUUUUUUUUCGAUAUAUAUAUAUAUAUAUAUAUAUUCAGUAUGAUGUAAACGUUUGCUUGGGUCGGUUCCUGGGUUAUAUUCGCUGAUCAUCUUUGCAUAUAUGCAGUAGUACUUGGCAUACAUGCAAUCCUGUGCCUAAUGCGUUUGUAUAGAGAGUAUUAAUCAUGAUUUGCAUUCCCACACAGCAACAAAAUCAGCAGCAGCCUCCGAUGAAACAUCAUGGGCAACUGAUGCAACAGUUGCCAUUCUAUCCCAUUCAGCAGCCACAUCACCAGCCCAUGCAUCAUCAGAACCAGCACACAACCCCACAUUUUUCUCAGAUUGCGGAGAUCCCGCUUCAGUCAUCCGCUACUUUACCUCAACACAUGGCUUGCUUACAAUCUCUCUCUGGAGGUCACGCGGGAGGCCGUUUGCAUCUGCUGGUGGGUACAUAUUAGUUUGAUUGAUUUGCUCCUGCCCACCAUGUAAACAUCUCUAUAAUGGCUGUUAAUCUCUCUCAGAACAUUUUUUAAGUGACGAGUUUUCUGUUCUCCUCAGCCAACAAACCCUGCGAAGUUCUGUGAUGAAUGUGGUGCUCCUUACUUGAGGGAAACGUCCAAGUUCUGCUCGGAGUGUGGUGUUAAGAGGCUGGGAACAUGA